Staurois parvus is the source of this 1563-nucleotide messenger RNA. NCBI's taxonomy places the organism in Eukaryota, Metazoa, Chordata, Amphibia, Anura, Ranidae. The record is from the annotation of a GenBank genome assembly.
AUGAUGUUUUUCUUUUGUCCUUUUUUCUCUAUGGAAUUUGGGAACAUUCGCACAAAAUGGAAAAGCAUCGCUUAUAUGUUUUUGCUGUGCAUCAUCGGCAGUGUUGGUGGAGCACCUCCCGGGGUGUGUCCUCAAGGUUGCAUCUGUUCCAGUGAUAUUGUAAGCUGCACUAACAAAAGCUUGUCUGUAGUGCCCAGGACUGUCUUUAAAUUUAUUCGAAGGCUGGAUUUAAGCUACAACAAAAUAGGUUUUCUGGACCCAGACUGGUUCCCAGUGUUGUUCGAGAAAUUGCACUCUUUGAUAUUAAAUCAUAACACUAUUAACAGCAUCUCUAGUGGGAGUUUUUCCACCAUCCCAAAUUUGAGGUAUCUUGAUUUAUCCUCCAAUAAUCUGAGGACGCUGAGCAAUCCAGUUUUUCAAGAACUUAAAAUGCUAGAAGUUCUUCUUCUUUACAACAAUCAGUUGACCCAUAUUGAUUCUGGGGCUUUUGGAGGCCUCCACAAGUUGCAGAAAUUGUAUCUGAGCUACAAUGCACUGACACAUUUUCCACUGGACUUGUAUUCUGGAAGAAGUAAACUCACAGAACUUGUAUUGUUGGACAUAUCCCAUAAUAACUUGCAAUCUGUGCCUGUUCAGCAAAUAAGCCUAAUAUCAGCAAGGCAACUUAGUGGCAUUUACCUUCAUGAAAACCCUUUUUUAUGUGACUGCCAUCUGAACGCAAUGCUAAACUUUUGGCAUCAUAGACAGUUUAGUCCAGUAGUGGAUUUUAAAACCUAUUAUGUCUGUACUUUACUGUCUGAGCCUAAAAAAAUUCCUCUUAUACAAGACAGUUUUCUCAACUGUUCUGAAAGUACUGUAAAUGGGUCAUUUCAUGCAUUUGGUCUGUUGUAUGAGGCUCAGAUUGGAGAAAGACUGGUGGUACAUUGUGACAGCAAGAUUAUCGAUACCAACACCCAAUUUAUGUGGAGAAGCCCUGAUGAGAGAUUAUUAGAACCAGAAACCACAGAUGAAAAUUUCCGAGUGUUUCCCAAUGGGAGUCUUGAAAUUGAAGAUGCCCAAAUUGCAGAUUCUGGAAUUUAUUCAUGCAUCGCAAUAAACAAAGUAAGACAGAUUAAUGAGACCAUAGAUAUUAGAAUAACAGUAGGCAAUUUUACAAGCCACAAGUCUCAUUCACAUGAGGCAUUUAACACUGCUUUUACUACACUUGCUGCUUGUGUAGUCAGUAUAGUUUUGGUUCUUCUCUAUCUUUAUCUCACACCCUGCCGAUGCUGGUGUAGAUCGAGGAAACACAAAAAAAAGCAAAACCAAAGCAGUGCUCACUCCUCUGUUAUAAGUGCCACACCGUCCCACGAUACCCAUGCUGAUAGGAAGUCCAGCACUGGAAAACGAGUUGUAUUUUUGGAACCUGUCAAGGAAGCAGAAAAAGGCCAAAAUGGAAAAGUCAGACUGAUUAACCAUGACAAUCUCACAGCAGAGAGCAUCCUAAAGAACAGUAGAUCAAAGUCUGACUCAGAUUCUAUCAGCUCUGUCUUUUCAGAUGCCCCUUUCAUUCCUCCGGUAUAA